Molecule: messenger RNA, 1589 nt
Organism: Pisolithus orientalis
Lineage: Eukaryota; Fungi; Basidiomycota; Agaricomycetes; Boletales; Pisolithaceae
Product: pyridoxal phosphate-dependent transferase
Exons: 9
Coding region: 59-1495 (478 amino acids)
Biological process (GO): [2Fe-2S] cluster assembly
Cellular component (GO): mitochondrion; cytosol; nucleus
Molecular function (GO): pyridoxal phosphate binding; cysteine desulfurase activity
Source: RefSeq, a predicted model, not a curated record
ACUCCGAGUUUUCUCGCUGUUCCCGUCCCACUCAUUACCACUGUUCGUCCCUUUCGGAAUGUUGUCGAGACUUGGAACGAGCGCAGCUGCCAACACAGCUCUUAAGCGUUCUCCGAAACUAGCCGUUGCUGUACGUAGAACAUUCGUACAGCCCUCUGGUGCGGAGAGGGCGAAUGUAGUCGAUGUGCCUCCCUCUUUCAAGAAUGUGGGACACUUUACUCCCCGUGCUGACAUGCUUGGUUUCAAACUGGAUGCUUCGGUUCAUGAGAAGUCGGCAACUCAGAAGACACGUCCCAUCUACCUGGAUAUGCAGGCAACGACUCCUGUGGAUCCGCGGGUUUUGGAUGCGAUGCUACCAUAUCUCACAGACCAGUUCGGUAAUCCUCACAGUCGCACUCAUGCAUACGGGUGGGAGGCAGAGCAAGCAAUCGAAGUUGCUCGUCAACACGUUGCAGCUCUCAUUGGCGCAGAAGCCAAGGAUAUUGUCUUUACCUCCGGUGCGACCGAGAGCAACAACAUGAUCAUAAAAGGCGUGGCUCGUUUCAACCAAGAUAAGAAGAGGCAUAUUAUUACCGUGCAAACGGAACACAAAUGUGUACUCGACUCAUGCCGAAAACUGAGCGAAGAAGGAUUCGAAAUCACUUAUCUUCCAGUGGAAUCAAAUGGUCUCGUUAACCUGGAAGCUCUCGAUUCCGCCAUCCGACCGGACACAGCUCUGGUUUCUAUUAUGCUGGUCAACAACGAAACAGGCGUUAUACAACCGAUGAAGGAUAUCGGCGCGAUUGUCCGAAAGCAUCGCGGCGUGUAUCUACACACCGAUGCAGCCCAAGCAGUUGGGAAAAUACCCAUCGAUGUUAAUGAAGCUAACAUUGACGUGAUGAGUAUCUCCGGGCAUAAGUUAUACGGUCCAAAGGGUGUCGGCGCAGCUUAUGUCCGAAGGAGACCAAGAGUCCGGUUAGAUCCGAUAUUGAGUGGUGGUGGGCAAGAGCGUGGUCUGCGGAGUGGUACUCUCCCGACGGCCCUUGCAGUUGGGAUGGGGGAGGCCGCACGGAUAUCUAAGUCGGAGAUGGCGAGGGAUCAUGCAAGAAUAAAGCAACUUUCAGAACGCCUGCUCAGUGGUAUACAUUCUCAAGUUGACCAUGUUAUUCGCAACGGCGAUCCAAAUGGAUAUCCAGGCUGCGUCAACUUGUCCUUCGCAUACGUUGAAGGAGAGAGCCUGCUUAUGGCCUUGAAGGACAUUGCGCUGUCAUCUGGUAGUGCCUGUACGUCAGCGUCGUUGGAGCCCUCGUAUGUGCUUCGUGCACUGGGUGCUGCCGAGGAUAUGGCACAUUCUUCAUUACGGUUUGGCAUCGGGCGCUUCACCACAGAGGCUGAAGUUGAUUUCGUCGUACAAAAUAUCGUGCGAGUCGUUCAACGUCUUCGUGAUAUGAGUCCGCUUUGGGAGAUGGUUCAAGAGGGGAUUGACAUCAAUUCUAUCAACUGGUCGCAGCACUGAGCUAUUUUAUACUUGGCGGUUUUUAAGCACGUAUUUCCAUCAGUGUAUACUCUGUUCGGUUCGGUUUGUACCAAUAUCAAUAUGUGUCAUGAGG